Molecule: messenger RNA, 3398 nt
Organism: Myxocyprinus asiaticus (Chinese sucker)
Lineage: Eukaryota; Metazoa; Chordata; Actinopteri; Cypriniformes; Catostomidae
Gene: gna14
Product: guanine nucleotide binding protein (G protein), alpha 14
Exons: 7
Coding region: 104-1168 (354 amino acids)
Biological process (GO): action potential; phospholipase C-activating dopamine receptor signaling pathway; adenylate cyclase-modulating G protein-coupled receptor signaling pathway
Cellular component (GO): heterotrimeric G-protein complex
Molecular function (GO): guanyl nucleotide binding; G protein-coupled receptor binding; GTPase activator activity
Source: RefSeq, a predicted model, not a curated record
CGUGUUCCCACAGACUCUUUUUUUUUUUUUUUUCAGACACUGACUGAGUGAGUUUGUGAAUUUAUUAAGUGGACAAUUCUGGAGGAAAUUAAGACUGUUUAAAAUGGGGGAUUGUUGCUUGUCAGGUGAUGACAGAGAAAGCUUCAGGAUUCACCAAGAAAUUGAGAGACAGCUAAAGAUGGACAAGCGGGAUGCAUCCCGACAUCUUAAACUAUUACUUUUAGGCACAGGGGAGAGUGGGAAGAGCACCUUUAUCAAGCAGAUGAGAAUCAUACAUGGCAGAGGCUACACAGAGGAGGACAGGAGAGCUUAUGCCAAACUGGUAUACCAGAACAUCUUUGUUGCCAUUCAAGCCUUGCUCCAAGCCAUGGAGAACCUCAACAUACACUUUGUUGAUCCAAAAAAUGCAACUUAUGCUGCAAAGCUUAAAAAAGUGACACCAGAGACAGUACAAUCACUGGACUCUGAACAAGCUGAAGCCAUCAAGAGUAUUUGGACAGAUCUGGGACUGCAGAAAUGCUAUGAACGCAGGAGAGAGUUCCAGAUAUCAGACUCUGCCAAAUAUUAUUUUGAUGACAUUGACAGAAUCUCUGCAGCAUUUUACUUGCCGAGUCUGCAGGAUAUUCUACGAGUCAGAAUUCCAACCACAGGCAUCAUUGAGUAUAUCUUUGACCUUCAGACAGUCAUAUUCAGAAUGGUUGAUGUCGGAGGCCAAAAGUCCGAGAGACGAAAGUGGAUCCAUUGUUUUGAAAAUGUUACUUCCAUCAUCUACCUGGUGGCUCUGAGCGAAUACGAUCAGGUCUUAUAUGAGUGUGAGAAUGAGAACCGCAUGAAAGAGAGUAAAGCUUUAUUUAGGACCAUCAUCUCAUACCCCUGGUUCCAGGAUUCCUCUAUCAUCCUCUUCCUCAAUAAAACAGAUCUUCUGAAGGAGAAGAUCUCAAAAUCAGACCUUGCAAAAUAUUUUCCAGAAUAUAAAGGCCCUAAAAAUGAUGCAGAUGCUGCAAUGAAGUUUAUCCUGAGUAUGUACGAGCAACAGAACUCAGACACACAGAAACACAUCUAUGCACAUUUCACCUGUGCCACCGACACAGAGAAUAUCCGCUUUGUUUUCGAAGCAGUGAAGCACACCAUUCUGCGGAACAACCUUUCGAUGUUUAACUUGGGCUAGGCGAUGGAAGAGCUCUUACAUAUGCUGUUAGAUUUAAUAAUUUUCACCGCUGAUUCAAACAAAAUGUUCUUUCUGAUCUUAUCACUUCUAAACAUCUCUCUAUGUAUAAAACUCUGCUGCAAAGUGAUUUCCUUUCACAAAUUAUCAAUCCAAAAAUGAUUUAAAAACUCCCCAGUAAAACUAAUGCUGCCUUCAAGUCUCUUUAGUAUUUCCUACUUAGAAGGAAAUCAUAAUUAUGAUGUGAUUUAUGUAAUAAUUACAAUCAUUCAAGUCAUAAUUGCAUUCAUAUGUGCGUCAUGCAAAUACGAAUAAUAUCAUGAAUACGUCAUGCGAAAAAUUGGUUUAGUAGUCUUGUCUUCUGAUUGGUUUAAAUUGAUUAAUGUUGUUAUCAUCUGUGUUAUGUCAUUGGUCGUCUUGUUAUCUUGUUAAACCUGUUUUUUGUAUUUAUAGUCCUAAUGUUCUCCUUGUUCUUAGUCAUUUUUCUGUAAUGUACAGUAAUAGUGGCAGAUGAGACUCGUAGAUGUAAUAAGUACAGAACCCAAGUGCAGUUUUAUUUAAAUCCAAAAAAUGUGAAAGAAGUUAAGCAAACUAAUCAAGAAACAUGAUUAGAAAACCAUUAAAACUAGACUUGACUAAACUGUGACUAUGAUAAAACCAGUGAACGAGAACCACGAAAACAAUGUUACCAGAUCAAUACACAACAAUGAAAAGGAGAACAUAUAAAAACAAGAUAACACGACAACCAAUGAAAGAACACAACUGAAAACAAGAUUAAUCAACCUAAACCAAUCAAAAGACAAGACCAAUUAACCAAUGAAAAGCAGACAAGGAAGGGAAACAUGAAGCAUGCAAGGACACAGGAACUAAACUUCAAAAUAAAAGACAUGACAAGAUCAAAACAUGAAACAAGAACACACAUAUAUGCAACACAAUGUAGGAAAUGUUGUUUGGUUGCACCAUAAUACUGCAUAAAUGAGUAAGCACAAGGAAAGAUUUAACCUGAUUUUCAUCAACAUUGUACAAACUUAACUGUACAGUCAGCGUUCACAAUUGCAACUAGGGUUGCCACUUUUGAAGUUAUAAAAUAUGGGACAUGCUCUUUAGACUCUGCGUCCUUACAUCACCUCAGGCUCAGACUGAGAAUUUACUUCAGGUAAGCUCACUGAGUCUAGGGAUGCACCGAACGAUAAUCUCCACAGAAUCUGCUACUUUAACAGAAACUGUUCAGAAACGAUUACAUUACAUCGAUAAAGCUGCGUGAUUGUAUGUGAAAUGAUCCAGGUGUCUUCCCAAAGAGCUCGCGUUUACAGUUGAUGAGACACGUAUUGAGAGAAAACAUAACCUCAUAACCUCCCACAUAUACGCUCAAUAGGUUCAUAAUUAGCAUGGGGAUCCACAAGCACAUGACAGAUUUACAAAUGCAAACAUACAUCAACAAAUGCACAUAACAAAUCCUCACACGUUCAACUGACAAAUCCACAAACCAGAAGAAUGUACAAACAUACUUCACUCACGAGUCACAAUACAGUACACAAAUAAACUGCAAUAUGUGUAAUUUAGUGCAUAAAUAAAUGCCGUUUGUACACACACGAGUGCUUCACCAUAUGCUGGGGGCAUGGUUUAGCAUGGCUGAGACCAGUUACCCAGCACUCAUUCAUAAUGUGGGAAAUGGUGAAAUAUCCAGUAGAUUUGGGUGUUUUAUUUUAUUAUAAUUUUUUUUUUUUAGGAAGAAUGUGUUUAGAAUUUUUCAUUUCGGUGCAUCACUACUGAGACUAUUUUAAAAGUCCUUACUCAUUUUACUAUUAUAUCUUACUAAGCAUUAUAUCCAUAUUUAUGUUAGUCUAAAUGUGUAUUGAAAAUAGAAACUAUGUAUGUCAAUAUAGAGAUAUGCAAUUAAGCUUUUUAGCUGUCAUUAUUGCAGAUUAUCAAGCCACUAUGGACUUUUACUAUACCAUUUUAUUUUUUUAUUACAUUGAUCGGUCAAGUGUUUGUUCUAAUGCUCUCCAUAGCCAUUAAGAAAAUGCAUGGUUGCAUCAUUUUCAUCUUCUGUACUUUGCAAUCUCUAGUGCUCCUUGCAAUUCACUGAUGAUUAUAUUUUCAUAUGAUUUAUGCUACUGUCAAUACAGUUAGAAAAGAAACUCCUGUCUCCUCUUUCUUUAGUCAGUGUCAAUUGCAUCCUCCCUCUUCCCUACAGCUUUACUUGCAUAUAACAAUGCACUAAACUGAGAGG